Molecule: messenger RNA, 5563 nt
Organism: Ooceraea biroi (clonal raider ant)
Lineage: Eukaryota; Metazoa; Arthropoda; Insecta; Hymenoptera; Formicidae
Gene: Grip163
Product: gamma-tubulin complex component 6
Biological process (GO): cytoplasmic microtubule organization; microtubule nucleation; spindle assembly
Cellular component (GO): microtubule organizing center; gamma-tubulin complex; spindle pole
Molecular function (GO): gamma-tubulin binding; microtubule minus-end binding
Source: RefSeq, a predicted model, not a curated record
GCCAUGACGCUGAGACGAUAUAGAACCGUUCCUCGCCGUGUCUGCGUCGUGGGAGAUUGAGCUCGCCGAGAUUCAUCAUCAUGUUAAAUCUCGAUUCUUGCUUGAGGAAUUCUAAGCAUCAUCGAUUAAUCGACCGGGUCAUCUUCCGACCACGUUAUGCUCUGCUUGGCUUAUCAUUCUCCUUUUAAUAUUUUUUAAUAUUUUUUUAAGUGUAAAAAUAGUUGCGCUUCCACGUCAAGCAAGUAAAGCGAAUUCUACAGUGAGAAAGGUAUAAAAUUUAAGCUUUAAAAUUUAAUUGACUAAUCGCGAUUUCUUUUCUCACGCCCGACUGUGAUUGGUCCAUUUCUUACAGCUUAAAUUUAAAGUUUUGUCUUUUAAAUUCUCAUUGUAGAAAGCGCUUUUGAAAUCUCGUCGUUCUGCCGACUUCACCAGCAGGUGUCACUGCGAUCUCUAUGCGCGCGCGAGUCGCAUUGUUGUGGUCCAGCCAGUUAUGGCCGACUAUGGUGGACUAUGGCAUGCUAUGGCACUAUGAGACUGUUCGUUAUUUCUCGCGACUCGUCGCAACGUUCGAUUAACAAUCGCUUGAAGGAGUACUUCGAUCAUGGAUCCAGGAGAACGGAGAGAUGCUAAUGUUUACGACCUCGUGACGCGACUGAUCGAGCACACGUUGCGGAGGAAUCGGCUCUCGGAGAACGGGAACUCCUACGUGCCACCCAAGAGCGAUCUUAAAAUAGUGAGGCGUCUCCGCUCGAAGGCCUACGAGAUAUUGUUGAACAAGAGCGGCAAGGUGUAUGAGCGAGAGAAUGCAGGAAAUUCUGAGAUUGAUCCCUUGGUGGUGGUACUGAAACACACCUUUGUGUUAAAAUUGUCCCUGAGGCGCGUAUUGGAGGCGGAGAAGUUAGAAAAUUUGGUAAACGAGCUGUACGGUCAGGAGACCACUAACGCUGAGACUGUGAUCCAUUCCAUUUUACGACUGCUGAUAGAGCUUAAGAAUUUUCAGGGUGACAAAGAACCUGCGUUGGAUGUAUUUCACUAUGGGAAAGCCAAUCCCUUCUUGCCUGAGGAUGUUACACCUAGAAGUGGUGUGCCAAUGUUUCAAACAUAUCCCAUGGAAUCCUUCAUCUUGCCGGAAAAAUUUGAAGCCAUGUUGGGCAUUCGUAGGAGAUAUGCUAGUCGAGAUGUGUCAGCUAACUUUAUUAGUAGAGUGUCUUUCGAAAAUCAGCAUGUAUCCAAGGCCAUACUGGGAAUCGAGACCAUUAGGUAUAAUAAUGCUGUUAACAAAGUUCCUUGCAUAUCAAAUGGUACUGAUAACACAACAAAACAAUGUAACAUGAUUGUCCCCUUUUUAACUCACCUCAUGAUUGAACAGACAAACAAGUUAUAUUUAUCUACCCAGAGGUUUAUGUCAAACACAGUUUUACCUUGCGGCUGGGCAAAGUCCUUAGAUAAUCAAAUAGAAAAUCAGGAUCAUUUGCACGUUGUGCCUAACGACUCCAAUCACAAUUCCGCGAGCGAAUCAAAAUGCGUUAGAGACAACGUUAAUUUAGUAUGGGAAAAAGUACAAUCGUCUCUCUCCAGUGAUUGUCUCUCAAAGUUGCGAACGUGGGAGUGUCUCGGAAUUCUGGAGUCUUCCAAACAGUCGUUAUUCGUCACCGAUCUGCCGGAGACAGCGUUGCACUUAACGAGGAUAAGACAGACAAGUAUUUUAUCACUGCUGCCAAAGAAGGCGAUGCAUUCCGUGUCUUUAACGCGAGAGGUUUCACCUGAAAAAUUCUUGUCAGACGUCAAGUUGUUGCUGUUCGGCAUAGACUCGAACUGUUUUAAGCACGACCUCAUGUUAGGAUUUAGAUUAGACGAGAACGUUACUGUGCGCGGUGUAAAUUCGGAGACGCUGAGAGCCACCUGCGUGCAGGCGAUUCAGUGGGGAAAUAAUUUUUGGUCCCUCUCGCGUCUUGUCACGCCCGAUCCGCAAACCGGUAAAUUGCAGCAGGACGGUCUCAUAUUCAAGGCAAUGUGCGCCAACGUGAAAGAAUUGCUCUUGUACUAUCGCUCGGCGUUACAAAGAAUCGUCGACCAACAUGAAUCCCACGGAUUGUUAAGUGUACUGAAAAAGGUUCGUCCUCUGGCCCACCUGAUCGUUGAGGUCGCACGGCUGUGCGAUUACAGCAAGCACAGUCAAUGUACCCUGAACGGAGGCAGCGCAAUUUUGACGCAUAUUUACAAGGAGGUGACCAAAGUCACCAAUCCGAAGGUCGCGCUGGUGUUGUAUUCGAUAUUAAAGUCGUGCUGCGAAGUCUACUUUCGGUUACUGCAAAAUUGGUUGUUCGAAGGAACAUGCGAUGACGUUUAUGGAGAAUUUAUGAUUCAGGCGCAGUCUCAGAAUCUGCGGAAGAGAGGACGUAAGUUCUGGACGGAGAGUUUUGCGAUUGACAAGGAGUCGGUACCCGGCUUCUUGUCCGAGUUGUCCGAGUCGAUAUUGCAGUGUGGAAAAACGCUACGGCUCCUGAAGAUUUGUAAUCCCAAGAAUCCUGUGUGCAAUGUGUCUGUCAACGCUCAGCCGGAAAUAAAGGUUUGCCUGAGCGUGUCGAUGCUGCGAGAGCAGCUCUUGAGGUGUCAGGAGUACGAAGGUAAAUGCGAGGCGGCACUGGGACCAAUCGUGUCUCUUUUAUCCGCGAUACAAGACGAGAAGAAAGCCGAGAAGGAGAGGGCCGAGCUCGUGAUACGCGCGCAACAGGAAACAUUAUCAAGGAUUACUAAACAACGUGAAGAGCUUAUCCUGAAGACCGCGCAAACUAAGCGAGAAUUAUUGCAAGAAUUGAAACACCAGGCGGAGGAAAGUGCCUUGUAUAAAGAAAAGGAGAAGGAGCUUGAGAUCCUAGCUGACAAAUUAUUACUCGAGAAGAUCAAUCGGGAGCAGGAAGAGAUGCGCGAGCAACAACGGGCAGAGCGGGAACAAAUUUUAAACUACUACGACAAAUUAGCUGCCGACAUAGAGAGCAAUCGAAUGCGAUCCAAUUGGCGAAAGGCGAGGAUGAAUCACUUUGAAAGACGAAUAGAGUUUCUCGAAUUUAUGAAAAGGCAGGAUAGAGAGAUGUCCGAGAAUAUCGCCACGCCGAAUUCAAACGAAAAUCUAGUUGAUGCUGACGUACAAGAUAUGAAAAGGCACGAUAGAGAGACGUCCGAGAAUAUCGCCACACCGAAUUCAAAUGAAAAUCUAGUUGACACUGACGCACAAAAUAUUCCUCUCUCACCCAGCAUGGAUAUGUCCACGCGCGAAGUGGAAGCUGCAUCUAGUCAAGACGAGAACAGCAACUUUGCGGAAAAUGUAGUAACAGACGUAGAUGCAACGGAUUCUAAUCGGAACGAGUCUAAGGAACAUUUAACGAUUACUGAAAGUGUGAGCUCUGAAAGUUUCGAAAGUUGUAAUUCUGAUAAGGACGUUGCAUCGAAUAAGGAAGUCACGACGAGUAAAGAUUCUCCCAUGACAGCGGAUACGCAGAACGCACACCCGCCGCCGCAAGAAUCAUUACCGUUGAAUUACAUUUACAAGAAGAACAACGAGAGAAGCAAUCUGCAAGACUUCCUGCGCGAGGAAGCGAUGAAAAAGACUUCCGCCAUUAUGAACAUUGCUAGCAAACAAUUAACUUCGCUCGAUACUUGUUUGAAUAAUGUCGUCAGUUUGGAAGACGACGAUAUAACGAAGAAAAUUAUCGGUACUAUGCAGAGGCCUAAGUCCUUAGCUAUCGGCAGGGUAGAUAACAUGACCGCGGCGCAAGCGAAUAAACUCAAAGUCUUGUUGCAAGAGUACGGCACAACUCCGAAUAAUAAUGAGUUUAGCAUGUUUCCCAAUAAACGGGAGAUUAUCAAUCGCACAAAUGUAAACGGCAAUAACCAGCCUUUAAUCGAUGCAAUCGUGCGUGGACCAAUAGAUAACGAAGAAUGCUCGAACAAGACUAAUAGCGCGGAUAGUAAGGCGCAAGAGUCAACAUUGAGUAACGCACAACAGCAAAAUAAUAUAGACACGCCAAUGUCUUGCACGACCGACAAUCUUACCACGCUAUCGCUUCACACCCCAUUGUCGCAGAUACCAAACAGCGAUGAUAUAUUCGCUUUGAAUGCCGGCCAGGAAGUGUCAUCUUUAUCUGACACAGGGAAAUCGAUCACGGAGGAGACGUGUCUUGAGUCUCCGACAAUUUCAGGCAAUUUCAAGCUACCGAGCUUGUUCGGCGUCAGCCCCGACGCGAGAUCGUCAGUCGCGUCGUCGUACCUGACCAUAGCCGACGUCGAGAUGAUUGAUCACACCUCGCUUCAGGUGUACUUGGAGAAGUCCGUCAUCAUUCCGCUGCAGAUACAGACGCGGCUGAUCAACCACGCGAUCAUCAAGUACCUGCUGAACGAGCACAACAUGCUCUCGCACCUGCACAGCCUACGUAGUUACUUUUUCCUGUUGAACGGCGAAUUCGCCAAGAGCCUGACGGACUCGCUCUACUCCCGCCUGUACACGAUAUCCGCGCCGAUCGAGCUCUUCAAUUCUGCCACUCUCACGAACCUCUUGGAGAAGGCGCUAAUGAACUCGUUCAGUAACAAUUACGCCAACGCGGAGCUCUUGAGUCUUUCUGCCAUUGACAAACCAUGCCAGUUAUACAUUUCAGAUCCAAAUGUGCUGGAAUGCCUUUGCCUCAAUUACAAGAUAUCGUGGCCGUUGAAUAUAAUCUUUGAUGAUACGAUGAUGCUGCAGUACAGCAAGGUAUUCAAGUUCUUGAUAAUGACCGGCAGAAUGGCGUGGGUGCUGCAGGAAGAUUUCAAUAUAAUGAAGGUGGAGCGGGACGCAAUUAAUUCGCACCAAUAUCACAAGCUGCAGCUGUACAGGCAUUCCAUGACCCAGUUCAUGAACGCACUGCACAAUUAUCUGACGUGCAGCGUGUUGCACGCGAGCUGGAACGAAUUUGAGAAGGAUCUGCAGAACUGUCGGACGAUAGACCAGAUCUAUCUCUCACACAUGAAUUAUAUCAAGAGAAUACUUUCAAGAUGUAUGCUCAACGCGCGCGGUGAAAAGAUGCGCACGUGCUUGAUCAAUAUCUUUAAGAUCAUACUGAAAUUCCAUAAUCGCUUGAGAUCGCAAGCCUGGACUCCAGGCUGCGACGCUGGUCAGUACGGUCAUCCGAAUUUUAAGAGCUUGGAACAGAUGUACCAAUCGUUCUGCGAGUGGCGGACGUACAUGGCACACGUGGCGCACAAACUGGCUACUAGCGGCUAUCAGCCACACCUAACACACUUUCUCAACGCUUUGAAUAUAAACGACCUGUACGACUUAACGACGAAGCAACAGUGACGCGACAGUGAUAAUUAAGUUCCAUCAUUAAGUUCAUUCACGUCUUCUUCCAUGUAUAUAUAUAUAUCGGUGUUCCGACAUAAUGUAACACGCGAGUUGUCUUUCUUUCUUACGAGUUACGCUCUCUGUUAAACAAUAAUUUAGUUUUCGAGAAUGCUUCUUUUUUUUUAUACGUAUUUAUUUAGCAAAAUGAGUGACGAGCGCCUAGAAAUAAAAUUGCUUACACAGACA